Acaulospora colombiana is the source of this 927-nucleotide messenger RNA. NCBI's taxonomy places the organism in Eukaryota, Fungi, Glomeromycota, Glomeromycetes, Diversisporales, Acaulosporaceae. The record is from the annotation of a GenBank genome assembly.
AUGUUGAAAGGAAGCAAAGCUCGUCGAGAUCGUGUAAAGGAAAAAAAGAUUUAUGUAAACUCGGAAAGUUCAUACAACAACAAAGGUGGUGGCGACAAUAACAUCUCAAAUAAAGAUGACUCAUUAAACACAACCAACGAUAACAAUGCCAGUCAAGUGAAUGAGUUUAACCAAUUGAAAGCAAAAUUUUAUGAAUCGGACAUAGAGAGAGAUGGGUUAAAGAGCCUGGUCGAAACCUUAAAAAUCAAAGUCUGGCAACUUCAGCAGCAAGUAUUGAAGAAUGAGAAUUCAUCACAAGAGUUCCUUUUAUUGAAAUCACAAAAAGAGUUGCUCGAUGAACAAGUCGAAGAAUUACAAGAUAAAACUCGAGAGUGUGGGAAAACCAUUCAACAACUUAGAAGCGAAUUGGAAAGUGUUGGGCUGCAGAAUACCGAACUCUCAAGAGACAAAAUCGAAGUGGAUAUGAAAAAUCGUUUGCUCGAAUCUGAAUUACGAAGAUUACAGAAUAAAAUAAAUGAAUCCGAGAAUGAGAUUAGCAACUGGCAAUACGAGGUAGAAAGAUUAUCGGGUCGCAAUAGUAUAUUGGAACAGAAUAGAGCAGAGAUCAAGAUCGCACACGAGACCUUGGAUACCGAGUAUAAGAGGUUGCAGUGUAUAAAUGCAGAAAAUGAGCUGGAAAUAGAAACUUUGCAAUUGGAAGUGAAAAGAUUAAGGGACAUGUGCGUCACGAUGCGUCAAGAAACUGAUGAGGUGACCAAAUCCUAUGACGCAUUGAAAGCUGAAAUGAGUGCAUUAAGGCAUGUGAUUGUUGAGCAGGAUCGUAUUAUGAGGGUUAAAAGUCAAGGAGAUAAUAAUAACAUGCAUCCCGCCUAUUGCAAUGUAUGCAAUAAAUAUAUCGUCGGAAUCAGAUACAAGGUCAGCACCUAG